This is a messenger RNA of Pyrus x bretschneideri (Chinese white pear), 1000 nucleotides long. RefSeq lists its product as uncharacterized. The record is from RefSeq and is a predicted model, not a curated record. The coding region runs from base 403 to 873 and encodes 156 amino acids. Lineage: Eukaryota; Viridiplantae; Streptophyta; Magnoliopsida; Rosales; Rosaceae. The transcript is spliced from 3 exons.
AUUAGUGGGACCAAAAGUGAAUUCCGCCCCCUUGGAUCUCAAAACUCCCAAACUCACCCUUUCCCCUUACUCAACGAGGAGGAGAAUCCUGUAUUUCGUCGACUCUGAUUCCAGCCUCUCAAGGAGAACAUCUUCUUCGGCGUUGAUUUGUUUCCUCUCAAGUACCCAUAUCUCAUUUUUGUGAUUGUGUGUGAUUUGUGUUGGGUUUGGAAGCUCAAUUUUUUAAUAAGAGUAGGAAUGGUGGUAUGCUACUUUAUGGGAAAAUGUUUUGCCCCAAAAAAGUUCUAAUGAAAUUCAAGUGGUGGUAAGUGUUUGUUGUAAAUGUACAAACUGGAGAGGAGCUGGCUGUUUAGCUGGCAGUAGGAUACUGUGAUCAUCUUCAAGCAGUGGAAACGAAAGAAAAUGGAGGACAAGGGCAAAGGGAGCGAAAGAUGGAACGGAGCCAUAGGCAAUUUGACAGAAAUGGCUUUCAAUUUGGAGUCUCUCCAGAAGCUAAUUCUUAAAAAGGCUGUCUUUGUUGAAGAAGAGACCUUUGCCAAAGCCUCACUUUGUUCUGAACAAGCUCGAACCAUCAAGGUUCUUGAACAAAGGGUAGAAAGUUUGGAAAGAGAACUUGAUGCUGCCGUUACAGCUGCUGCUCGUGCUCGGGCAGAAAAACGACAGGCUGAGGCAGCAGAAAAGGCUGCUGAGUUGCAUGCGCAAGAAGUUACAAAAGAGCUCGAGAACACCUCAAAGGUAUUUGAGCUGCACCUGGAAGAGUUGCGUGCCAAACAAGAAGAGAUCGCCAAGCGUGAUAAGGAAAUCAAACUUUUGGAAGCUAUAAUUCAGACACUUGGGGGAAAAGAAUCGUCCUCGCAUUCAAAAAGAGGCUAGAAUAUCUGUGUUGUGAAAUUUUUGUGUCAAGUUGGUUCUUUUUCUUUUUCUUGUAAAUUUACAUAGGAAGGAACAAUUCAAUGUGUCCACUUUCAAACAUAAAAAAGUGUUUAAUUCGACUGGCUAA